GAUGACCAUCAAUGAAUUGGGAACUGCCAAGCAGAUCUUUGAAGAGUCCGAUGAGGAGCACAGCUUGAUCAUCGUUCUCUUGGACAAUUCGGUGCUUGGUCGUGUAGCCUUUGGAUUUGAAGGAGCAAUGGGAUGUGACCUCGGCUCCAGCCCUGACUUCGUGAUGUUGGCAAAGGCAUAUGGCGGUCAAGGUCGCAUGGUGUCCUCGUGCGACCAGCUGGAAGGUGCCAUGGAUGAGGCCUUUAAGUCCAAGGGCAUUUUUAUGCUGCAUGUGAAAACAGAUCCAGAUCUCAAGGCCGACAUGGCCACCUUCCAGGAUACCUCCAUCACCAUGAUGAACAGCGGCUAAGCCCAAGCCUUGGGCCAGCAAAGGUCAGCGAAGGCUUCUUGACGUUUGGCGGUCGUAGCUCCCGAAAGGGUUCUGGUACAGAUUCUUUUUCACGAGUCCUGAGCCUUGCGGCCCAUAGUUUUAAUGAUUACGCAUUGCGUAAGGAAUCGUUUGUGCAAAGAAUUUCGCGAGAAA
Molecule: messenger RNA, 523 nt
Organism: Cladocopium goreaui
Lineage: Eukaryota; Dinophyceae; Suessiales; Symbiodiniaceae
Source: the annotation of a GenBank genome assembly